AGAUGAUGAUAUGGAAUUUGCCUCUUAAUCUGUUAAUUUCUUCUGAGGACAAGAGAAUUCCUCCCUUCUCACUGUGGGGGGGUAGAGGCAAGGGGUAAAGAAAUGCUAAAGCUUUAGAACUCAUCCAUUAGUUACAAACUGGAAACUCUGUUCAUCCUUCCUGCCUACUAACAGUGUACUUUGGGUUUGGUACCACUGUUUUUCUAUCAGCCAACACCAGGGGAGCUGAGGAUGUGAGCUCCUCUUGGUCCAGCAACCUUCUGGUUGCAGCUGGUUGUGUCCUCCAAGCCAUCAGAUUAGAAUGCAGUUUUCUCUUUUCAACUCAGAUGAUGUGAAGGCACUUUCUAGGUAAAAGAGUCAAACUGUAUCGUCUGGGCAGGAGUGUGGCUUAGGAUGCCGGCAUCCCAGAAGUGCCUGAGUUCAAGUCCUGGUUCCGCUUCUGUCUCUCCCUUCCUGCUAAUGUGCAUCCUGGGAGGCAACAGUGAGGCUCAAGUAAUUGAGUUCCUGCCAGCCACAUGAGACACCUGGAUUGAGUUUUAGCUCCUGAUUGUGAGCUGCCUCAUCCCCAGCUGUUGUGGGGCAUGAUGGGGCAUGAACCAGCAGACGGAAGAUAGCUGUUUUCUCUCCUGCCUUUCAGAUAGCAUGAAAUUGUAGAUUUAAGAACUAAUAUCCGAAUCAGUGGUUCUUAAACUUGAGAAACUGCAAGUCCAUUAACUUUUGUUUUGUUUGAAAGAGAGACAGACCCUGAUCACUGAUUCAUCCCCCAAAUACCACAAAGACUUGGGCUGGAGCUGGGAGCAAGAACUGUUUCUGUCUCUCAUGUGGGUGGCAGGGACCCAACCACUUGAGUCAUCAACGGCUGCUUCCCAGGGUCUGGUAACAGCUGGGACCAGGAGCAGAGCUGGUACUGCAACAUGGGAUACGGCGUCUUGAGCAGCAUCGUAGUUGCUAUGCCAGAAUCCUACCACCAUUAACUGUUUUUUCAUGAAACUUCAGUGUUAGAAGAGUGUUACUGAAAUGUGUACAAACAAAACUGUGUUUUACAGCUUCCGCAGAACUGUGUAACUUACUGUGAUCAGUGACUAGCUGAUUCCACUCAUGCUGUGAGUGGUGGUAGGAUUGCUGUGGCAGUGGGAUCCAUGUCAGGGACGCCUGUAGCACUGUACACUGAUGGUCCACAGGUCUCCUGCCUUCACUUUAUCCAGACAGCUGCAGGACCACUGUGCCUGCCCUGUGUUGCCCUGUGUUUGGCCUCCCUGGGACUGGAUCAUAUGAAGUCUUCUCUGUUUUUUAGCUUGUGAUACCAGGAAUCACUGCAGUGAAGGCUGAAGCACUUUUUCAUUAGAAGGUGAUAAUGCAUCUUGAUUUGUAAGAUUAUUAAAGAAACAGCAUGUUUUAACAUUGUCAGAACUCAGACCAAUAGCUUGAGGAAUAGUCCUGAUGGUUAAGAAUUCGAGCCCCCAUGAGGGCCCAGCUCUGGUAGCUGUGCUUGAGACCAUGAGCCAGCCACUCAGUUUCCUGUCUUCUUCCUCAUCUCUGAACGUGGACCACAGUAACCUCCUUCAUGGGUCUGUUGGGACCAGGAAGAUGCAAGCACCUCUCAGCUCAGUGCUUGCCACGGAGUCAGUGGAUGCUGAAGUCCUGAAUGGAAGAAGAGGUCUGAACAACUUAAGUCUCUGGGUGGCUCUGCAUAGCUUUAGAUAAUAUACCAGGUAGAAGAUAAAAGAACAAGGCAUGUUGGUGAGGGGUUGGCCACUGUCUUUGUUACUCUUCAUUUAAAGGUUGCAUGCUGUACCCCCUUUUUUUUUUUUUAUUUAUUGAUUUAUUUGAAAGAGUUACACAGAGGAGAGGCAGAGAGAGACAGGGAGGUCCUCCAUUUACUGGUUCAUUCCCCAGCUGGCCGCAACAGCUGGAGCUGCGCUGAUCUGAAGCCAGGAGCCAGGAGCUUCUUCCAGGUCUCCCACAUGGACGCAGGGGCCCAAGGACUUGGACCAUCUUCUACUGCUAUCCCAGGCCACAGCAGAGAGCUGGAUCGGAAGAGGAGCAGCCGGGACUAGAACCGGCGCCCAAAUGGGAUUUUGGCACUUCAGGCCAGGGUUUUAACCUGCUGUGCCACAGUGCCGGCCCGUGCUGUACCUUCUGUAAUAUGUAGCAUUGAGCAAUCUGGGGUUUCUCUGUCUUGUUUGGAAAGAGCAGGUAGCACCUAGCAAUUCAACAUAAGAAAAAAAAUCUCCCCACCUGGCUUUUGUCUAUUUAGGUGUAUAUUCAGGUGAUUAUAAAUAAACUUUGCUAAUAUUUUAUUCCUAAGAAGCAUGAACUGAAAAUGAUAGCCCACCCCCCCCCCAAAAAAAAAAAAUGUUAGCCCAAAGAGUAGACAAGAACCUCUCCUGAGGCAUACUCUGUGGAGCCCCUAUUUAGGUUUGAUAAGCAAGCCACUGCGUUUUGGAGGUGAAAGCAAAAACUGUGAGACGAGAGUGGACGUGUCAUGGCAGUUCUAUUACUGGAUGUUUGUGCAAGGCCCUGAAGUUGGCCUAACUUGAAUUGUGGGGUUAAUGAUUACCCCAGCAGUCGUCUAAACCACUUUGGUUCCACUGGGCUGCAAGCAGCACCUGCAGAGUCUACAGGAAGCAGCAUGUCCCCUUUGCUCUUUGGGGCUGGGUUGGUGAUUCUGCAUCUAGUGAUUCCUAUUAGGAACCAGAAGACACAACUCCUACCUGGCCAGCCGCUCUUGCGUGCAGCUGAUCGACAUGACUUUGCCAUCAUGAUCCCUCCGGGAGGCACAGAAUGCUUUUGGCAAUUUGCCCAACAGGCUGGAUACUUCUAUUUCAGUUAUGAGGUUCAGCGGACACUGGGGAUGUCACAUGACCGGCACGUUGCUGCCACGGCACACACCCCGCAGGGUGUCCUCUUAGACACUUCCCAGGAUGUUCGGGGACAGAUUAACUUCCCUACCAAAGAGACAGGUUUUUACCAGCUUUGUCUAAGUAAUCAGCAAAAUCACUUUGGUUCUGUGCAAGUGUACCUCAAUUUUGGAAUUUUCUAUGAGGGGCCUGAGACGGACCAUAAACAGCAGGACAGGAAGCAACUGAACGACACUCUGGAUGCAAUUGAGGAGAGCACACAAAGGGUGCAGAACAACAUCUUCCACAUGUGGCGAUUCUACAACUUCGCCCGGAUGAGGAAAAUGGGUGACUUCUUCCUUCUCCAAUCAAAUUACAACUAUGUGAACUGGUGGUCGGCAGCACAGAGCCUUGUCAUUGUUCUUUCCGGGGUAUUGCAGCUUCAUUUCUUGAAGCGGCUCUUCGACGUCCCCACCAUCAGAGACACGAAGAAGCCAAGAUGCUGAGCCAGGCUGAGGACAGCACCCUGACCCUUUUCUUCUGGGGCAGGACCUCUGUCCACGCUCUGGUCCAGUCAGCUCUGUAAAGCUACUGGAGGGAAAAGAUCAAACUGUCCUAGUAUACUGUGCUCACUUACAAAGGCAGAAUGGCAAUAAAACAGUGGCAAGGAAAACA
Molecule: messenger RNA, 3515 nt
Organism: Oryctolagus cuniculus (rabbit)
Lineage: Eukaryota; Metazoa; Chordata; Mammalia; Lagomorpha; Leporidae
Gene: TMED6
Product: transmembrane p24 trafficking protein 6
Source: RefSeq, a predicted model, not a curated record